CUUUUCAGAAAGAAAAUCUCAAAAUCAUACUAGUAGUAGGAAUAGAAGGAGAGAGAGAAGGAGAAAAGGGGGGCAUAUCUGGUAGUUUCUCUUAAUUAACAAAACUCCAGAGAGGGUCGAGUUGUGGUGGCUGCUUCCCUCUCUCUUCUAUUCAUCUUCUUCCCUUUCUUUAAACUCAAGUUUCAUCACUCUUCUGUUCAAUAACCCAUUCUUUUUCUUUCCCAACAACAACAACCAAUUUUGUUAACCCCGAUUUCAACUUUCAAGAAAACAAAUACCAAAAAGAAGAAAAAAAAAGAAUCGAAAAUACAAAUACUGGAAGAGGAGAUGCGAUUGUGUUGGUGGUGGCAUUGGAGAGGCGGAGUAGGCAAUGGUCGUCUUUGAUGGCCUUGCAAAUGAAUUGGCAACCAAAAACCCUACCGCAAAUCCACUUUCCAAAAAAACAACAGCAGCAGCAGCAGCAGAAGAAGAAAAAGAAGAUCAUCCCUAGGUGUGGACCUCCAAUUGGUUUAAAAAACCUAGGUAAUACUUGUUACCUAAAUAGUGUUCUACAGUGUUUAACAUACACAUCUCCUCUUGCUAAUUUUUGUCUCAAAAAUCAACAUUCAAUUAACUGUAAUUCACAAAACACUAAUUGUCCUUUUUGUCUUCUCGAGACAAGAAUUAUUCGUUCUCAUACUGUUGAUUCUCAAUUUGAUGCUCCGUACAAGAUCCAAAAUUGUCUCUCAAUUUUCUCCGAUCAAUUUCGACUUGGUAGACAAGAAGAUGCCCAUGAAUUCCUUCGUUAUGUCAUUGAUGCUUGUCAUAAUACUUGUCUUAAGAUUAAUAAGAUUAACUCACCUAAGAGUACAACCACUAUUGUUAAGGAGAUUUUUGGUGGUGAGUUACAAAGUCAAGUUAAAUGUCUUUCAUGUGGUGCUGAAUCCAAUAAAAUUGAUGAGAUUAUGGACAUUAGUCUCGAUUUGUAUCAAACAAAUUCUCUUAAAGCUGCUUUGCAAAGGUUUUUCAAGCCUGAGAUAUUGGAUGAAAGCAAUAAGUACAAAUGUGAUAAGUGUGAGAAGUUGGUGUCAGCAAGGAAGCAGAUGUCUAUUCUGCAAUCCCCUAAUAUACUUGCAAUCCAACUCAAGAGAUUCGAGGGUAUAUUUGGUGGCAAGAUAGAUCGAAAAAUUGCCUUUGAGGAGGGUUUGGUGCUUUCUAAUUACAUGUGCAGAGAAAGUCAGGAUCCACAUCCCGAGUAUAAUCUUUUCGGCACCAUUGUGCAUGCUGGCUACUCACCUGACUCUGGACACUAUUAUGCAUAUGUCAAGAACGCAGCGGACCGGUGGUAUUGCUGCAAUGACUCACAUGUUUCACCUUCAACUGUUGAGGAGGUUUUGUCUGAGAAGGUAUACAUUCUUUUCUUCUCACGCGUCACUCAAAGGCCACAACCAACCAAAACAGUUUUUGCCGCCAAUGGAGUUAAAUCUCAUGAGAGCAAUGGCAAGGAUGCAUCUCCAAGUUCAGUAACUGCUCUGCCUAUGAAAAAAGUUGCAGAAAAACCUUUCGAAACACAUUUCCUAGAGAAGGAUACUUCGAGCGUAUCUAAAAAUGGUAAAAUUUCUUCUAGCGGAGGAAUCAAAUUUGGUUUUAAAAGGAUUGAUUCCAGGAAGUUCCCUGCUGACGGGAGUAAGAAAGUUCAUGUGAAUGUGAAUGGAAUAGGAAAUGGGAAUGUGAACGGGAAGGAGAACGCUCAACCGAACGGGAAGGAGAAUGCUCAUGCGAAUGGGAAUGGUCAUGUGAAUGGAAAUACGAAUGGGAAGGAGAAUGCUCAUGCGAACGGGAAUGGUCAUGAGAAUGGAAAUGUGAAUGGGAGUAUGAACGGGACUCUAGAGGUCAAUGAGAAGCACAAUAAUGGUUCAACAAGUGUGGAGAAACUUAAGAAAGACUUGCCUUCAGGAACCAUCAAGAAUGACGCCAAUGAAAAUAAAUUUCAUCAGUCUGUGCAUAAGGAGAGUGACCAAACUUUUACAGUAUCUCAUGCGAAUGGUCAUAGUGCUGAAGUGGUGCAGACAGAAGACCUUCAGCAAAGCAGCAGCAGAAAUUUAGUAGCAGAGAGUAGACUGCCUGAACCAGACCGUGCAUUUCCUGCUGUGGAUUAUGAUAACUUCCCCAAAGGAUCUAAUAAGAGGAGAUCAGAGGAUAAAGGGUUACCAGCUCUGCUCCAAAAAGGCGCGUAUUGGGCAACUGAUGAGAAAUUCAAACAAGGGCUUGCCGAGGAUGCUUCUGCAUUUCUGCGAUCGUGUGGCUGGUACGAUGAUGUUGAAAAUUUCAUGCGUUCCAGAAAACGAUUAUGCACCCAAGCAGCUGGAAAUACCAUCAGCAGCGUCGAGUUAAAGACAAAGUUAAUUGCAGAAGCUAAAAAACCUUUUAAUAGUAAGAUUCCCGAAUCUUUGAAAGCAAAUCUGGUUGGCCAACUCCAGUCGUGCAGCCAAGAAAGACAGUCUGCUGAUGUGUAGACAAUUGAGUACGUUUAUAUUUUUAGUGCUUAUUUAUGGCUGGUGUAUCAUCUACACAACUGAUGCAUGGAAACACAUCUGAUGAUUACUUUCUGUAAAAUGAUAAUUUUGGGUGUAUUGGAGAAACUUGAGCUCCAUGAAGACAAUCUGAUUGGAAAAAGCUAGGUGUUUCAUCACAUUCAAGGCUUUCCAGCUUGGAUUUUCGCAAGAUUGAGUUAAGAAUUGCAUUCACUAUUCUUUCUGUGACUUUAGUCAUACGGAGGGGAAUCUGUGAUCGAGGGAGCUAGAAGAGACUGGACCCAUCCAGUCCAUAAUUUUUGACUCGGUUUGUCAAAAUAUCCCAUUUUUCACGCAGCUAAACGAAGUUUUAGCCUAACCUAACUAUCCUUCUCACUCUCCCUGCUUCCCACUACAUAAUAUACCCAGAAGAGAAAAUAAAUGGAUUUAGCACCGUAAAGCUAAUGGCUAGCUUAUUUAUCCUAAUGGCGAUCUUUUUCUGAUACACCAGCAACUCAAUUUAGGGUUUUUGGAAAAGAUGGAGUUGAAGAGGAUAGUGGAUCAAUUGGUGUUGGAGAGCGAGAGAUAGCCACUGAUUCUUUAAAAUUGCACAUUGAAAGGUAAUUCCAACAAACCCAUAACUUGUUUUUAUUCGUAUUUGAUUUAUAAAAUGAGAUAUAUUGGAAAAUCUUCGUCAUUUUGGUAGUUAUAGAGUCGUGUUCGGCUGAAAUGUAUCAGCCGAACUUUUUUUUUCUUCAGAAGAAGAACAGUUCGGCUGAUAAUUUUUUUUGCCUUUAUUAGCCAAACCUAAAUACCAAAAGUUGUUAAUCCAUUUUGCUAUGUUCGGCUCAUUUUGAUAAAUGUAGCGUGUGCCGAACUUUACUCUGUUUAUGGGUGUGACAUUUUGCAAACUUGUUCAUCUAUGGGUUACUUAUCACCUUGUUUAGUCAAAUAAUUUUUUUUAAAGGUGUGUCAUUUAUUUUAGCACCCAUCCUGGAAAAUUUCAAAGAGAAACUUAAAAGGAGAACAAUGGAAAUAACUCCUUCUAAUUCUAAAACUCUCAAACCUCGAGGUGGUGGCACCAAGAACUUAUAUGCAGGGAAAAGGGAACUGACACGAGUGGCUCUUACUCGUAGAACAAGAGGAUGACAAUGGUGAAGAUAAGGGUGUAGUAGGAGGUGAUGAUGAAGAUGGUGGUGGAGGGGGUGGAGGGGAUGAUGAAGAUGGUGGUGAUCGUGAAGCUCUAACUUAAUUUUUCUUCUCAAAAUUGAUGCAUGUGUUUUAGGGCUUUGGAUGUCUUUUUUAUGAUGUGGAAGAUAACAUGAUGAUAGAAUGUGGUGCAAGAGAUGAUAAAGAUUGAAAUAUCUCUUCUUAGGGAUUUUCUUAUAUAAAGCUCUCAAAGUGAGGCAUUAGAAUCCUACCGAAACCGUUGCCAGGUUCGGCUAAUACCUUUCCAACCUUUCUCGGCCGAUCCUGACAAGUGAAUUUUACUCCAGGUGGUUGUCAGGUUCGGCUGGCUCGAUUAGAUUACUUUCAAGCCGAACUUAUCUCUGUAAACACUUCGAAAAUAUUGAUUUGUAGGCUCCAGGUUCGGCGAACUCGUUAUCAUCCGAACUUAUCUAUGUACAUUCAAGUUUUUAGAUUUUGUUUUCGCCAUAACUUCUUCGUCCGAUGUCGGAAUG
This is a messenger RNA of Papaver somniferum (opium poppy), 4174 nucleotides long. RefSeq names its product ubiquitin carboxyl-terminal hydrolase 25-like. The transcript is spliced from 11 exons. Lineage: Eukaryota; Viridiplantae; Streptophyta; Magnoliopsida; Ranunculales; Papaveraceae. The record is from RefSeq and is a predicted model, not a curated record. Gene Ontology annotation, molecular function: cysteine-type endopeptidase activity; cysteine-type deubiquitinase activity. Bases 384 to 2495 code for a protein of 703 amino acids. Gene Ontology annotation, biological process: protein deubiquitination. Gene Ontology annotation, cellular component: nucleus; cytosol.